AUGUGGAAUAUUGAGUUUUAUUUUAGUGGUGAUUGGAAGUUUAUGGCGCUUAUUAAAGGAUUAAAAGCAGCAAAUUCAAAAUAUUUUUGUUUGUUUUGUGAAUGUCCAAAAGAUUCAUGCGGCAAUUUAAAUUUACAAUGGAAUAUUUCAGAAAAUAAAAAGAUUACUAAAGGUUUAAUUGAAAAAGAAAUGCAGAGAAUUGGCUUAAUAUAUUUUCAGUUUUUUGAAUCAAAAUCCAAAGGAAAGUUCUGGGAUUGGACAACAUUAACUGGAUCUGAAAGACUAAUAAUGCUACAAUAUUUUGAUGUAACAAAAUUUAUUGCAAGUGAUCGUGGAAAGAAAAUAUCCUUUUUAUGGAAAGAAUUUCUCAAUUUAUAUCAAUUUUUACAGUUUCUGAGAAAAUUAUGUGAUAAAGGAUUAAAUAUGAGACAGUUUUCUACUUUAAGUAUAGAAAAGAAAAAUCAUUUACACGUAAAAUUAUUUUUUGGAGGAACUACCAUGGGGGAAGAAAAUAGCAAUAGCAAUCAUUCUGUUUUACAUGAUAUGUUAUCUUUUGAAAAUAGAUUGUUAUAUUAUAUAAUAAAUGAUACGCUCCAAUGUAUUAAACAAAGAAUCAUUCAUUCAUCUUGACUUUGAAUAAAGUAACCAGUAGAAAUUGUAAAAGAAACUACUAAUUUUGAACUAUGUAAAAUCAAAGGUUUUUUACCAUCACGAAUUCUUGUUACUAUAAAAUCAGACCAAAUAAAAGAUACAUCCUUUUUCCGCUCUUCACUUUCCAUAAACACAUAAGCCUUUG
Molecule: messenger RNA, 796 nt
Organism: Rhizophagus irregularis DAOM 181602=DAOM 197198
Lineage: Eukaryota; Fungi; Glomeromycota; Glomeromycetes; Glomerales; Glomeraceae
Source: RefSeq, a predicted model, not a curated record